This is a messenger RNA of Rotaria sordida, 2504 nucleotides long. The record is from the annotation of a GenBank genome assembly. NCBI's taxonomy places the organism in Eukaryota, Metazoa, Rotifera, Eurotatoria, Philodinida, Philodinidae.
AUGUUGCCAAUUGAAUAUAUUGGUCGUUCAAGUUCAUCAGAAACAAAUUUUGAUUUUGAUGUUUUUAAUGAACAAUGGUUAAAGUCGAAUGAAACAAAUCAAUUACAUUGGAUUUGUCGACCAAAUUUGAAUGUAAUUCGUCAUCGAUAUGCAACAAAUUUGACCGAUCUUGAACGAAUUAAAAUUCGCUGUGACAUCAAUGAUCUUCGUGAAGAAACAAUUCGAGUUGAUGCUGACAGAGGACUUGUAAUCAUCAAAGCAUUGCGACAAACAUCUGACAAAAACGUUUUUGAAAAACGAAUUGAAUUGAGUAGUGAUGCCGAUAUACAAACAAUGAUGUCGUUUAUUGAUCCACAACGACACGAACUGAUCAUUGCAAUGAUCGUUGCCAAUGUUCAACAUCGACGUGAUUCAUUACCAACGAUCAAUACUUCAUCACGUCGACGUUGUUCACUACAAACAUCGUCUUUGAGUGAUGUACGACGAUCAUCAAUAUCAGGAUUGACUAAUAAUGAUCUACUCAUGGAAAUUCCACCUGAAUUUAUUCUCACGGGCAAAAUAUUGAGCAUCGAAAAGCAUACAGAAUUGUUCAUCGGUGGUCGUCAUUUGUCUCGACCUCCACAUCCAAUUCGAGUACGACACGGUUUAUGUCUUGUCGAUGUACAUGACCCUUCAAAACAAUCAUCCAAUGAGAAUGAUUCUCAAUCAGUGAUACAAAUCAAAAUCGAUUUAUGUCCGGAAUUUCUUCGCAAUGAACAGAAAAUUAUUAUUCGAGAAAAUUCAACGAUUCCUCUUGGAUCAUUAUCAGGCAAUUGGAUUGAUCUCUAUCAAGAUCAACGUUCAGCACCGACCAAUGAUGUUCUCAUCGAGAUUAAUUCAGCUGAUUUGAUUCGAGAUCGAACAAUUCUUGUACAGAAAAAUUAUACAUCGAUGAUCAAUGGAGAAGAAGUCAACAGUGAACAAAAACGUCGUUUGAAUGAAAAUCCAUAUACAAAAUUGGAUCGAUUGAAUUCGAACAAUCUCAUGGAAAUAACUCUCAAAUUGGCUCCGGAUGUAUUUUCUACUGGCAGAUCGUUCAUUAUCCGACAGGAACUCGCUUCUCCAUUGGCCAUCGAACUUCAACAACAUCAGCGUCGUCAUUCUCCUCUUAACUCCGAUCAAGAACAGAGAAAACAUAAUGAUACCGAAACAACAAUGUCAAUCAAAAAAUUCAUGACGAAACGUGUAUGGAAUCCAUCAUUAUCGUCUGAUGGACGUCGAUUACAAUUUCAUGUUCCUUGUCUCAAUGCAACGAUGAAAGCUCGACCCGAUCAAUAUCGAGUCAAGAUCGAUGAACACCAGCAUCAUCUACGUAUCGAAGUUUAUUUAGAACCGAACUACAUUCGAUAUCGAGAAGUUAGGUUGCCUGUCUCAGUUCAACUCGAUCAACUUACAUGUAAUUUCGAUAACCAAAUGACUUCUCUGAACGUUUCUGUUCCUCUUCAGUGAAAGUUUCGAUCGCUUUAUUCAUGUAACAGAAUCCCAAAAUUUCCCUAUAUUAUGCUUUUUUUUCCUGUUUGAUUAAAAUGAAUCCAACAACUCGUGCAUGCUCAUCAUUCAUUGCAAAACAAAAAUAAAUAUUGAUCAUUUAUCUCUACUGCAUCGACGGAAAAUUAUGAAACAAUACUAUUGCUGAUCGAACUGAGAAAGAAUCAUUCUAUUUCCGAUAUACACAAUCUUGUUUGGAAAGUAUCCAGACAACUAUCUGUCUGUGUAUCUCAUUCUCAAUUUGUGCAGUCAGAAAAACAGAUUUUUUCUUAAAUGAGAUAUUCUACUCCCUAUGAGAAUUAACAAUCGAGAUUGUUAUUUCGAAUUUUAGGAAACUUUUUUUGAACCGUACAGAACGAGAUUUAUUUCUCUUUUGCACAAUGGUAUGCAUUCAUUUGGCAUCCAAAUAAGACGCACCGAUAUGCAAAUAUAAAACUAUUACUGCAACACACGCGACUAUUUUUUCGUAACUAGCAUAGCCGUCUUUUUUAAAAGAGUGUGGAUGUGGGCCAAAAGAAGAUGAAUGUCCACACCCACACUCUACAGGGAAAUCUAUAGGGAGCCACACUACUACCCAGAAAAAAAUCAAACAAACGCAUUCUUCACAUUUUAAUGUAAAAUUUCUUCCAUACUAAAAAUCUGUUCGAUAUAUUCACCGUUAAUAAUUACAUGUCUCUUUGGAUACACCAUGGCCGUUUUUCUCACAGAUAAGUAUUAUAUCACUUAAGAUACGUCGCUUGUUUCAAGACCACAUGCUACUUCUUCAAGCUUGACAAUAUGACGAGCUCAUAUCCAAUUAGGUGAUCUACGAUUGACUGAACCAACAUUCAAAUGAUCUAAGGGUGUGGGGUGUGGGUGUGGUAACAUCUUCGAUGAAUUUUCUUAUUCUCUUGCAUGCGUAAAAAUAAUAAAAAAGUAACUUAAGAUGUUUUCACAAACAAGAUGAGAUGAUAUUACAAUGUUUAAAAUGUUCAUGU